This is a messenger RNA of Zingiber officinale, 1961 nucleotides long. Its product is annotated as squamosa promoter-binding-like protein 12. Gene Ontology annotation, cellular component: nucleus. Lineage: Eukaryota; Viridiplantae; Streptophyta; Magnoliopsida; Zingiberales; Zingiberaceae. The record is from RefSeq and is a predicted model, not a curated record. The transcript is spliced from 6 exons. Gene Ontology annotation, molecular function: DNA binding. The coding region runs from base 176 to 1645 and encodes 489 amino acids.
GCCUCUUCGCAGUUGCUUGCUUCCUCGCCGAGCGCAGAGAUCGUUAGAGGAAGCAGCGGUUGUUCUCGGCGCUGCUGCUCCCGGUUCGACCGCUCCACUCUGCCCUGCUCCGUUUCGUUCAACCGCAAAACUUCUCACGGGGCCGUUGCAGAGAGGAGGGGAGCGAGAAGGAGAGAUGUGGGACCUGGACGCCGGGAUCCCACCCGCUAUCGCUUCUACUGCGCAAAGGAAAACACCUUCAAUUGGUUGCAAAGACUUGUUGGAUGGAUUGGGUUCCAAAACUCCAUUCCAGUGGGACUGGGGAAGCCCAGUAGCAUUCACUGGUAGGGAAAUUGACAUCCCUAAGGAUGCACAAGAAAUAGACUUGAGAAUUGAAGAUUUAUGUUCAUCCGGCUGUGGUGCCUCCUCUGUUCUAGAAUUGAGUAACUGGUCCGACAAAAGCUCUUUGUAUGCAUCCAUAGGUUCUCUGUCUGAUACUGAAAGGAGAAAGCCAGAGUUGAAUAUUCAACCAACAGAAAGGACACUUCAAUUCUCAGACAAGAUUAUUUACCCAUGGGUAGUUGAUUCUCAAACUUCACCGAUUGCAGUGGAGACGGGCCACCCUAAGGAGCCUCUUACUGGUUUGAAGCUUGGAAGGAACUUUGAGGAUGUUGAUGCAGAGAAUAACAUCAAAAACUUUCCCUCUGCAUCUCUGGCGUCAAGCUCAGCAACAAUCAAAAAGUCCAGGUUGUCUCAGCAGAACGUACUGAGCCCUUAUUGCCUUGUUGAUGGUUGUAAUAUUGACCUUACAACAGCUAAGGAGUAUCAUCGCAAACAUAAAAUCUGUGAAAGCCAUUCAAAGUCUCCUAAGGUGAUCAUAGCUGGUCAGGCACGCCGGUUUUGUCAGCAAUGUAGCAGGCUCCAUGAUUUGUCAGAGUUUGAUCAGAAAAAGAGAAGUUGCCGCAGGCGUUUAUAUGAUCAUAAUGCACGUCGUAGGAAGCCACAAACAGCUACAAUCUCAUUUAGUUCGUCAAGCCUAUCUAGAUUAAAUUAUGAUGAUGAACGUAAGAUGGAUCUUGUUUUUGGUCAGGCGCCUAUGGGUAGUUCCUCAUGGGAUGGUCUGACCAGUUUCCAUUUACGUCAACCGGAAGAGUCUCGGAUAAAGUCCAAUAAAGCCGGAUGCACUGACAGGCAGCUGCAGUUUUCUACUACUCGAACACAUAUUGGUUCUACUGCUUGCGAUGAGUUGAACAAGCUCUUACCCUCCAAGGGCACCACCGCUGAGGUCCUCAAUCAAGAUAUGGGAGCAUUUGUUUUUUCUCCCAACUCUGAAAGAGCAUUGGAUCUUCGGCAUGCUCUCUCUCUUCUGUCAAAUGAUUCUUGCGGCCCAGCAGAGCGACUGCAAAUUUCCGGUAUCAAGUUUAUUGAUGCAAACCACACAAGCAUCGCUGAUCCUACAACCGGUAUGGUCAAUUCAACACCAGGAAUGCUACAAGACCAGCAACCCCUUGUGCAAUCGACUCUGCUGUCAUUCAACUCGCAAAAUAGCAAUUACCAAUUCCAUCUGCUGCAAGCACCACAUGGAGGCUCUCUUUCAGAUACCCAAAAACUCCAUAUGCUUGACCAUUGCAUUGAUUUUGAUUCUGAGGUUUCGUUUCAACGUUAGAUCUCUAGCAAUUCCUUUUACUGAUGCUACUUUUGGGCUCAUCGACUCAUCCUAUUUGCAACUGAUGAAUGGUCCCAAGUGUGGAAAACUCAUUCCUUCGCCUCGCUUUGUUGAAUAAAGCAAGCAUGUUGAACUCUCAACAAGGUUCUCAGCAAGUUGUUUGAUCAAACAUGUUUGCACAUUUGCUCUCCAAUCGUGUAUUUUGGUACUUUGCUAACUUGCUACUUCUUGUGAACUUCCAUCCAUUGUGUUCGUGUAGAUCUCAAGUUCAACCUCGUGUACAUUUUUUGCUAAUAAUAAUAUUUAUUCAGAGAAA